This is a messenger RNA of Plasmodium adleri (nom. inval.), 615 nucleotides long. Its product is annotated as Plasmodium exported protein (hyp6), unknown function. Lineage: Eukaryota; Apicomplexa; Aconoidasida; Haemosporida; Plasmodiidae. The record is from RefSeq and is a predicted model, not a curated record. The transcript is spliced from 2 exons. The coding region runs from base 1 to 615 and encodes 204 amino acids.
AUGCCGAAAGUUUUAAUUCUUUUUAAAUAUUUAUUAUUCAUAUAUUUUUUUAAUUUGUCAUUAUCCAUUAAUAAUAAGAAUUUUCUAAAUAUUAUAAAUUACAAAAUAUAUAAUUUUAAUAUGGUUCCAGGUUUAAUUAUAAAACGAACAUUAACUGAAAUGUUAAUGCAUAAUAAUAAAUCACAAAUAAAGGUAUCACAAAUAAAUAAUAAUAUUGAUGAUUAUGAAGAAAAUAAAAUUAGUUCAUCUCAAACAGGAUUGAUUAAGACCUCGAAAAAAAAAUCAAAAAAAAAUAAAUCAAAAAAUACUAAAAAUUAUAAUAUUACUAAAAAAGAGGAAACAUUAGAAGAUUUGCUAAGCGAGUAUGAUGAAGACAUGAGGGAAAUAAAUAAUAAUAAAAAAAAAACUUUUUUUAAAAGAGCAAAACUUGUACUGGAAGCCUUUGAUAAUAUUUUUAUAGACAAGGUAAUAGAUACAAAUAUACAGAAUAAACACUCAGAUUUAGAAGACGAUGUAAUAGAUAACGCUAUAAUACUUUCUGGUUCUCCAAUUUUAGCUAUACCAAUAUAUUCAUAUUUUUGUAAGCGCAUGAAUUUUUUUCAUUCACCCCAAUAA